GACAAACGAACGCGCUUUGCAGCCAUCGCCGUGACUCAUACGCCAAAAAAAUCACAGCAACAUCUUUGGUUUGUGCAAAAGAUGUGCAAAGGAUGUACUCUUAAACUAAGAUAUAACCCCGCGCAUUCCGGAAAUUGCGUAAAGUAGCGGCGGUAAGGAAUAGGACUACGGUUGAGCCAUUGACAAUCGUAAAACAAACGAUCGAAUCAUCGCGUGCCCUGAACUUUGGCCGAUCGUACAACAGAGACCGACCAUCACAUGACGUACCCGUGAUGCCGAUGUCCAGCCUAGACUGAAGCCGGGACGCAUUCGUUAUCAAGAUUGAAUUGAUUGAAAUCUGGGAGAUAAAAUCUACAGUUGCAGCCAAAUAGUGGGAGCAAAUCCUUCAUAGUGCUCAACGUAUGAACAAAGUUAAUGUUCACUUCCAUCGAUCGCCUCCUGCUUGACCAAAUUGUCAACGGAUGCAGUAACGGUGGUCAUACAUUCUCGCUGCCAACCGCCUUUAUCAUCACUGUCAAUGUAUUCGUCACCAACUUCGUUAUCACAGAGAAGAAACCAACGUCAAAGUACGUUACCGCUACCAUCGCUCGCCAGCGGAUAGCGGCCCUGUGAUUAAACGUUUGCCUGCUAACGCCGUCGCACCACCAGUCGGCAGUGUACCGGGAAGGUGUUCUUGCGUGCCAUCGUUCGGCUCAGUCUGUACUAUGUACUGUGUGGCUCGGAAAGGAGUCGUUGCAGUGCAUAAACGAUAACUCUCUAGACACGCGCUUCGGUUGAAAGGUGCUCGUUCGGUGACUGCUGAAAGCCGGGGCGGUUUAAUCAUGUUACUAUGUCGCUGACAAUGAUUACCAUUAUACAUUGUCUUGCAAUUGGUAUCCUGAUAUUUUGGUUUGGCAAAUGGAUUAUCCACCUCACGGCCAUAACGUACGGAAAGGUCAAGCUGCACAAGAAAGCAUCCCAGCAGCCGCGUGAAACGCCGUAUCCGUCGGUUUCGAUCCUGAAACCCUUGAUGGGCGUAGACCCGAACCUGCAGAGCAACUUGGAGACGUUCUUCCUCAUGGACUACCCGACCUACGAGCUGCUGUUUUGCAUCGAGUCCGAGGACGAUCCCGCAAUCGAUGUGGUUAACCGGUUAUGUGAUAAAUAUCCCAGCAUAGAGACCAGCCUGCUCGUCGGUGGUUCGAAUGUUGGCGUCAAUCCAAAGAUUAACAACCUCUACCCGGGCUAUCUGGUGGCCCGCUAUGAGCUGAUAAUGAUUUCGGACGCGGGCAUACGAAUGAAAAGCGACACGCUGACGGAUAUGGUGAACCACAUGACGGAGCAUGUGGGUUUGGUGCAUCAGAUGCCGUUCGUUUGCGACCGGGAGGGAUUCGCGGCUGCCUUCGAGAAGAUCUACUUCGGGACGGUGCAAUCGAGGAUUUAUCUGUGUGCCGAUCUACUGGGCAUCAACUGCCACACCGGAAUGUCGUGCUUGAUGCGCAAGGACGUCUUGGACCAGCUGGGAGGCGUGCAAGCUUUCGGGUGCUAUUUGGCCGAAGAUUUUUUUCUUGCCAAGGCGUUCCACGAAAACGGAUGGAAGUUGACGAUCAGCAGCCAGCCGGCUUGGCAGAAUUCCGGCAUUUGUGAUAUUAGCAGCUUUCAGGCUCGGCUGACCCGAUGGGCCAAGCUGCGUGUGGCAAUGGUGCCGACGACCAUUUUGCUAGAACCAAUGUCGGAGUGUAUCAUCGUUGGCAUAUUUGCGUGUGGUGCGGCCAAAGUGCUCUUUCGUUGGAAUCCGCUAGUGUUUUUCCUCAUCCAUACGCUGGUAUGGUUCCUGUCCGAUUGGGUUCUUCUCUCCAUCAUACAGAAUGGUGCAUUACCGUUCAACAAAUUCACGUUUCUGGUCGGUUGGGCCUUUCGUGAAAUUAGUGGACCGUAUCUGUUUUUCAAUGCACUUUGGAGUCCUGCCAUCAGAUGGCGAACCCGCGUUUACAAGCUGGCCUGGGGCGGAAUCGCGUACGAACUUACUUCUCAAAUCAAAUCGUAAGAUUAGCUGCUCGACGCAAACAAAUUACCACGCUCUGUCUUUCACGUCCCUCAACAUGUUUCACCCAUUUCGCUGCUAUUUAUCGUCCCACUUUUUUAAUUGUUUUCGUUUCGAGCACAAAACACCCCAAGGAACUGUAAGGACUGAAUAAAAGGUUGCCCAUCACAUUUUUCGGCGCUGUUGAUGAAGUCAGUCCCCACGUAUCAUCCGUUGCAAGGAAACUGCGCCCACGUUCAUGUUUUAUAGUUUUAGAAUGUUUUGUUUGGCAUUUGCUUUUUGGUUUUAGUAAUCUAGUGUUAUAUUGGUUAUUUAUAAUGCAAACAAACAAAUGCUCGGUUUACGAACCCAACGUAUUCAACGCCAGGUCUGACGAAGGAUCUAAAUGGUGUACCUUAAAGUUUCCGCUAGCGUUUUUCCCAUUGCACGAACACAUUCGCUUCUUCAUAUGAGCAUUCAAAUAUAGCGGAAAUUGAUUUUUUUGUUGUCGAUUGUCCCAUUGUAAAUAAUAUUUAUAAACCAUGCGAAAACUAUUGAGUAAGUUGAAUCUUCUU
Molecule: messenger RNA, 2577 nt
Organism: Anopheles cruzii
Lineage: Eukaryota; Metazoa; Arthropoda; Insecta; Diptera; Culicidae
Product: ceramide glucosyltransferase-like
Exons: 2
Coding region: 830-2026 (398 amino acids)
Biological process (GO): glucosylceramide biosynthetic process
Cellular component (GO): membrane
Molecular function (GO): ceramide glucosyltransferase activity
Source: RefSeq, a predicted model, not a curated record